CACCAAGACCCAUGCCUCUCUUUCAACAGAACGAUGUCGUCGAUACCAAGAUCACUACGCAGCAUGGUAGCAACGCCGUCGUACCAGCUUCCGGAAAUGGCGGAGGAGUCGGAGGCUUGGACGGUUCUACUAGAGGGUCAAUACCCCGUCUUUCCGAUGGUACGUCCACAUAGGAGAUCACAUCGCGAGCCAGAACAGCUGACGUAGCUGAAGGAAAGAAAUCCGUUGUACUUACUCCAGUAUCGCACUUCCAAGAUCGGGUGAUAUUGUACAUGAACCGUGGAUGAAUAUUGCAGAGGAUUUUGACUCCGGAACCUCUGGUAAGUCGGCCGUUGUCACCAGACCUGUAUAAUGGGAGAAUUACAGUGGAUUGGAUUGAGGAGAACGAGCAUGUGGCACAGUUUUCUGAUUGAUG
Guyanagaster necrorhizus is the source of this 415-nucleotide messenger RNA. RefSeq lists its product as uncharacterized. The coding region runs from base 12 to 173 and encodes 53 amino acids. The record is from RefSeq and is a predicted model, not a curated record. NCBI's taxonomy places the organism in Eukaryota, Fungi, Basidiomycota, Agaricomycetes, Agaricales, Physalacriaceae. The transcript is spliced from 3 exons.